Messenger RNA from Cyprinus carpio (common carp), 1916 nucleotides. RefSeq names its product melanocortin receptor 4. The record is from RefSeq and is a predicted model, not a curated record. Gene Ontology annotation, cellular component: membrane. Gene Ontology annotation, molecular function: melanocyte-stimulating hormone receptor activity. Gene Ontology annotation, biological process: G protein-coupled receptor signaling pathway. Lineage: Eukaryota; Metazoa; Chordata; Actinopteri; Cypriniformes; Cyprinidae.
GGCAAGAGUAUCUCACUCGCCUGCCUGCCUAGUGCUGGAAGCUCUGGAGACUGAGUGCCUCACUCUGAACACUGUUCGCACUUCAACAGUGUUGAAACAGAGUUAGCAUUUUCAGAUUCGGUCAAUUGAUGCUGUCUCCUGUCCUCUGAUUCUCAUUCUGCAUGUUUCUGUCUCUAUUUUUUCACAUUUAUUUAUUUAUUUAUUUUUGUUUUGUGUAGGAGGCUCUUGCAGACAAUUGCUGAUUUGGAGGAAGAGUUAUCACAGAGGUGAGGUGACGGAUGCUCACACAGUACCUGCUUUCUUGGAUCUACAUGACGGAUGAUGUUCAAUUUGAAUUCACCAGAUUGAAGUAGACACAGAUCAAACCACUGACUACGGAUAUUUAGGGAAAUGAACACCUCACAUCAUCAUGGACUGCAGCAUUCGUACCGGAAUCACAGCCAGGGAGUGUUACCGGUGGGAAAGCCUGCUCAGGGCGAGAGAGGAUCAGCCUCUGGAUGCUAUGAGCAGCUGCUCAUCUCCACAGAGGUCUUCCUCACGCUUGGGCUCGUCAGUCUCCUGGAGAACAUUCUGGUGAUUGCGGCUAUUGUCAAGAACAAGAACCUUCAUUCUCCCAUGUAUUUCUUUAUCUGCAGUUUAGCCGUAGCAGACUUGUUGGUCAGUGUCUCCAAUGCCUCAGAAACGGUAGUGAUGGCACUCAUCACGGGGGGCAACCUGACCAAUCGCGAGAGCAUCAUCAAGAACAUGGACAACAUUUUUGACUCAAUGAUUUGUAGCUCACUGUUGGCCUCCAUUUGGAGUUUGUUGGCCAUCGCAGUGGACCGCUACAUCACAAUCUUCUACGCCUUGCGUUACCACAACAUCAUGACCCAACGGCGGGCAGGCACCAUCAUCACCUGCAUCUGGACCUUCUGCAUGGUCUCUGGUGUGCUCUUUAUCGUGUACUCGGAGAGCACCACCGUUCUCAUCUGCCUUAUCAGUAUGUUCUUCACCAUGCUGGCGCUUAUGGCCUCACUCUACGUCCACAUGUUUCUUCUAGCCCGACUGCACAUGAAGCGCAUUGCCGCCCUCCCUGGCAACGGCCCUAUCUGGCAGGCGGCAAAUAUGAAAGGGGCCAUCACCAUCACGAUCCUUCUGGGUGUAUUCGUGGUGUGCUGGGCUCCCUUUUUCUUGCACCUCAUCCUCAUGAUUUCCUGCCCACGGAACCCUUAUUGCAUCUGCUUCAUGUCCCACUUCAACAUGUACCUGAUCCUCAUUAUGUGCAACUCGGUCAUAGACCCUCUCAUCUAUGCCUUCAGGAGCCAAGAGAUGAGGAAGACCUUCAAGGAAAUCUGCUGCUGUUGGUAUGGACUGACCUCUCUGUGUGUAUAAGUUUUUUUUUUUCUGUUUGACGUCAAGGUACUGAUUGAGAUGUUGGCUUGCAAGACAAAACUAAGCAACCAUCACUGAGGAUGCUGAGAAUGUAGAAGAUCUAAUUACACUGCAUAGCUUGUGUGAUUAUUCUGCACACAGUUAUUUGAUACCCAGAGAAAUGUGAUACUAUGGCUGUGCUGACCAUGAAAAAAAAUGCUAAUGUUUAUGACUGUUUUGGUGUUUAUUUAUAUAUAUAUGAUUUCAUUCAUAUUUUACCUGCUGGAUAAGACAUCAAAAAGUCAAAGUGCCAAUAUUUAAAAGCGUUAAAUGACAGAAAAUUCAUGGCACCAUGUGUUGUGAUUCAGUGACUCAAGCACACGCACAAUAUUUGGCAACUGUGAAUAUGUUCUCUUAGCAGGUUGGUACUUCAGUUAUUCAGCUUGAAAACCAUUGCUGCUUGAUAAAUGUGUUUCAGACUUAUGAAUUUAUUUUUGUAUUUUGUAAGUUAAGAUGAUUUUAUUUAAUUUUUGUAAUGCCAUUUCAUUGUGCAAAUAAAACAUCAA